AACAGUCUGAUGGACGGUCGGGUGAACUGUCAACUGUGUAACUGGGUUUGGUGUAUUUGAGUGAUUUGGAGGUUAUGUUUGUGUUUUUACUUCAACUUAAUAUUUUAAUUAUAUAGUAUAUUAUUUAAAAAUAAAAGUAAUUUAUUAUGUCAAAAGAUGGAUAUCAACUGUAUCUCCACCAAAAUAAUUCUUGUAGAUGUUGUGGAUUGGAGAAGAGUUCAGGCAUCGAUCUUCAAAAUUCUGAAAAUGAUAGAGCAGACAAAUUAUUGAGGAAUUUGUCACUUCUUCCAAAAAGAGUGAUAAGCAUUAAUCAAGCUGAUAAAUUAACAAAAUUUAUCUGUGUCGACUGUGAAAUGACUCUUCAUCACUUCAGUGAGUUUUGUGAAAUGAUAAAAAAAGUACAAAGAAAUCUCAAAUCACAGCUUAAACCUUCAACUACAGACAAAAUAAAAGAUAAAUCUCAAAAGAAGACUGACUGUCACGUGAGUGGGGUGUCGAGUGGAGGAACUACAGUUGUGAUAAGUGUCAGUGGGGAUGGGCAGAUCAAGUGUGAGGACUGCCAGAGCAACUUGGAGCCUGAUCAGCUGAUGACACUGCACAUGGUGACACACGGCCUUGGCUCUGUGUUGUGUAACUGCAAGCACUGUGGCCACCGCGACCACAUCGGCAACUUCCUCCAUCACAACAACAGCAUCGUCAAAUGCCCGCAGUGUCUGUUUGUAGGCUACCAAGACACCAAUGCCGUUGCGACCACUAGCAAUGCUGACCAAACCAAGAAGUCUACUGUCGGUGGAUUUGUCUGUGAAGUAUGCAAUACUAGAUUUAUGACAAAGUACCGAUACAAUCGGCACAAGCUGAUUCAUGUGGGCGUAAAACCUUUCCUGUGUGAAACCUGUGGCAUGAAAUUCAAUCAGAAACAGAGUCUGAAAUUCCACGUGAUGAAGCACGCCAAAGUGAACCCUCACUCUUGUCAGUGGUGCGGUCAAUCGUUUCGGUUCAAGGUUUCAUUACAGUCCCACAUUCUGAACAUUCACGGAAGUUUGUCCAAUGCUGUGACAAAGUAUGAGUGUGAUCAGUGCCACAAACAGUUCGCCACUGUGUACAAACUGCGGAGACAUUACAGGUUGCACACAGGAGACAGACCCUAUCAGUGUUCCAUUUGUAAUAAAGGCUUCUCUCAGACUGGGAACUUGAAAAACCACUUGAAAAAACACAAAUCUGACAACACUUUCCCAGAAACAUUUAAUACGGAUCAGUUGCUGGUGAAUGAUCAAAUAUUAGAAACUAUUCUAGACUCUUGUCCUCAGGGUAAAGAGUUCAUUGAUCUGGAUCAGCAGAGACAGCAGAACUACGGAUUAGUGAACGACAGUAAUGUUGAUAAACGGAAUGCCACAGAUCUUUUUUCAGAUUUCAAUCCUCAAGAUGUACUGUUUGAUAACACUCCUAUAUUACCCUCACCCACAGCAAACACGCCUAUUAUACUCCCGAAUUUCUCAAGUCUUCAAGGAGGCUCCUCUGAUAUUAAUUUGUAAAUAUGUCUGUUAUUAAAUUAUUUUGUUUUCCUA
Homalodisca vitripennis (glassy-winged sharpshooter) is the source of this 1565-nucleotide messenger RNA. Its product is annotated as zinc finger protein 85-like. The record is from RefSeq and is a predicted model, not a curated record. Gene Ontology annotation, biological process: regulation of transcription by RNA polymerase II. The coding region runs from base 147 to 1532 and encodes 461 amino acids. Gene Ontology annotation, cellular component: nucleus. NCBI's taxonomy places the organism in Eukaryota, Metazoa, Arthropoda, Insecta, Hemiptera, Cicadellidae. The transcript has 3 exons. Gene Ontology annotation, molecular function: DNA-binding transcription factor activity, RNA polymerase II-specific; RNA polymerase II cis-regulatory region sequence-specific DNA binding; zinc ion binding.